Carcharodon carcharias (great white shark) is the source of this 1071-nucleotide messenger RNA. RefSeq names its product nicotinamide riboside kinase 1-like. The record is from RefSeq and is a predicted model, not a curated record. The coding region runs from base 310 to 909 and encodes 199 amino acids. Lineage: Eukaryota; Metazoa; Chordata; Chondrichthyes; Lamniformes; Lamnidae. The transcript is spliced from 11 exons. Gene Ontology annotation, cellular component: cytoplasm.
AUGACUGCACGAAGACCAGCCCCUCACGUUGAGCGCAUUGACUUUGUUGUUGCUGCUGCGGAAGGCCUAGGUGGAUCAGGGUGAAAAAUUUCACAAAGAAGCAUAACUGAAACUGGCCAAAGAAGACAAGUGAUGCAGAAGGAAAACUAUGGAAAGUAAACAAGAUCUGCUCAGAGCUAAAGAAGCAAAAGCAUCAGGGAGAGAAAUAGCCCAAAAGUGACAUCAGCACGGGCGGAGAGGUUGGACUGAUGCAUCAUCAUUUCCUGAAUUCAGUACAAGAUUGAUUAGAGGUCUGUUUGAAAGCCAAAAAUGAUAAAACUUAUUGUUGGAAUUGGAGGUGUCACAAACGGUGGAAAAACUACACUUGCAUGCAAACUUAAGAAAGCCCUUCCAAGCAGUGUUUUACUAUGUCAAGAUACAUUUUUCAAGCCUGUCAGUGAGGUAGAGUUCGGAGAAGAUGGGUUUCAGCAAUAUGAUGUCAUCACAGCUCUGGACAUGAAAGCCAUGAUGGAUACAGUUUAUGCCUGGAUGGAGAACAUGUCUGCUGUGCAUAUUGAGCAAGAAGCUCCAGUUUUAUCAGAGAACAAAGGCCUCAACAUCCUGAUAGUAGAAGGUUUCCUCCUUUACAAUUAUAAACCCUUAAAUGAUGUUUUUAAUCAACGCUACUAUCUCUCCGUUCCGUAUGAAGAAUGUAAGAGAAGAAGAUGUUCAAGAGUCUAUGACCCCCCUGAUCCACCUGGAUACUUUGAUGGACAUGUGUGGCCAAUGUACCUCAAAAACAGAAAAUACAUGGAAGAGAAAGUAGCUGACAUAAUUUACUUAGAUGGAACAAAUCCCCCAGAUGAAUUAUUUGCUCAAGUAUAUGAAGAUAUUUUAAGGGAAGUUCAAAAACUCCAAGACAGUUGCUGACUAAAUGACACCACUGAAACAGGAUAUUGGAAAAUUGAAGAUUCUAGUGAACAAACGACUACCCGUGACUGAAGGAGAUUUGGUGAAAAUCAAGAGACUCCAUUGGAAUGUGCACAAACCAAGCUUUAGAAUAAUAUAUACAUUAAAUAUGUUACACUUGAA